UUUGUUUUUAUGAAUUACAGUAGGGAGGAUGACAGGCAAGAGGUCUCACUCUGUCUCCACUUCUCGGCACAUGAAAUGUCAUAUCUUCUGUUAGGUUGCAGAUACAAUGUUCUUUUCAAAAAUCUAUGGUCACUUUUAUUUUAUUUCGUUUUAGAGUUUUACUAAAUUAUACACGUUUCCAUAGGCUACAAAGAACAUCUAAAUAUGUAAUUAAUACAUUUUGAAUAAAAUUUCACAGUAUUCCUUGUAGAAUUAUAAGUGAUAGAAAGGUUCAUGUCCUAGGUGGCUAUCAAGUGGGCUAAUACAGUCAAACAAAAAUAUACUAUUAAGCUAAGCUAAGCUGCGCUAAGCUAAAACAAGAAAGGACAGAUAAUGCAGAAAAUACAGAAAAAAGUUAAAUAAAAUACAAAGAAAGGAAAGAAAAUCAACAAUAUACCAACACUGCGCCAAGCUUAAGUAGCUAACUACAGCUUUGUGGAAAACCAGUCAAAGUUAAUAGUUAACUUUCAUUUAUAUUUACGACACCAAUGAGUUGAUUGAUUGCUCUGAUUGCUCUUAAGAAAACAAAUAUUGCGCAGAGGUGACAUGACAAAACAGGCGGUAUACAAGCAGUAAACUAAUUAUAUACGGGUAAUAAACUGUUUCGUUUUUCCCUACUGAGUGAGUCCUCCUCCUCAUUACGAUCUAUGCUCCAGAGUCUCCCUUUCGUCUUGUCAGCUGGGGCCGACCGGCGCUCACACACCAGCUGUCUCAGCGCUCCACGGACGCAAACAGCGACUUGUCUCACCGGUUACAAAGUUAGGAUGAGGAUCGCUGGACAAUUCUGAGCGGCAGCAUGGAGAAACACCCUACCUUACUGUCAUCGAGGCUGUUUCAGAAGGACAGGCAGGUUGAAGUUGUUCUAAACCGCAGUGUUUUGGCAUGGAAGUGGACUGAGAACAGUAAAGGAAGACCUGGCAUUUCUGAGACAGCUCUCAGCCAUGCGGUACAGGUGUGUGAAAUAGUGGCCGUCCGCAAAGCAGAAGAUGAAGACCAAGACGACACGCAGAGUCAGAAAAAGACGACGCAGCACUCCCUGCUCGGUCCCUAUUCAUUCACAGUUUCCUACGUGAGGAGGACACGGCAGCACCACUGGUGGUGCAGUCACGUCACCUUCCACUGUGCCAGCGAGGGACUCCGCGACCAGUGGAUCCGAGUAACGAACGAGCAGCUGGCAUCACUCACCAACCGACCAAAGAGCCUUCUGGUAUACAUCAAUCCAUUCGGGGGAAAGCGGCGUGGGAAGCGUAUUUACGAGCGGAAGGUGGCUCCCAUGUUUCGCCGCGCCGGCAUCUCCACCGAUGUGAUUGUGACGGAGCGUGCCAAUCAUGCCAGGGACCACUUGGAAACGGAGGCCAAUCUAGAUAAAUACGACGGGGUGGUGUGUGUGGGUGGAGAUGGUAUGUUUAGCGAGGUCCUCCAUGGGCUGGUUACCAGGACCCAAACUGACCACGGUGUGGACCAGAACCAACCAGAUGCUGAGUUGGUGCCAUGUCAGCUACGCAUAGGAAUCAUUCCUGCAGGAUCUACUGACUGUAUCUGCUUCGCGACAGUAGGAACCAAUGACCCAGUUACUUCUGCUUUACACAUCAUUGUCGGUGAUUCUCAGCCUAUGGAUGUUUGUUCAGUCCACCACAACGAGCUGUUUCUCAGAUACUCUGUUUCAUUGCUUGGCUACGGUUUCUAUGGAGACGUACUGACGGACAGCGAGAGGAAGAGGUGGCUUGGUCCCGCCAGAUAUGACCUGUCAGGCGUGAAAACCUUUCUGAGCCACAACUACUACGAAGGCACCGUGUCUUUCCUCCCGUCAGAGGACGACGUGGGGAACCCGAGGGACAAGCUGCAGUGCCGAUCGGGGUGCAGCGUCUGUCAGCACAAGCCUUCAUCAAAGGACUGGCACAUCAAGAUGUCAGAGGAGAAGGAAGACUCCGGCAAAGAUGGCACCAGUGGCUGGAAUGUGGUCCAUGGCAAGUUCAUGGCAAUCAACGCGGCCAACAUGAGUUGCGCGUGUCCCCGGAGUCCGGAUGGCCUGUCGCCCUCUGCCCACCUCGCCGACGGUACCACAGACCUGAUCCUGGUCAGGAAGUGUUCCCGUCUGGACUUCCUUAGGCACCUCCUUCGACACACCAACAAAGACGACCAGUUUGACCACUCGUUCGUGGAGGUCCACCGGGUGAAGAAGUUCCGCUUCCAGCCGCAGCACCGCAAGGUGGUGUCGCUGGAAGACAUGAGCGAGCCCCCGAAGAAGACGGGCUUCAGGACCAUAUGCUCUGCCCAGACAACCUGCAACUACAGCACCGCCCACAGCAGCUGGACCUGCGACGGCGAGAUCCUGCCUCACACCGCCAUCCAGGCCAGUGUCCAGUGCCAGCUGAUCAGGCUGUUUGCCCGAGGUAUCGAGGAGCAGCAGCAGCAGCAGCAGCAGCAGCAGGAGCAGUGUGUGUUUGAAGACUCUUGUACACUAAGGGCCGUGGAGCCAAACACUGCCUUGCCUGUGGACUGAGAGCAAAGACAUCUAUGUGCUGGAAGAAAAAAAAGUGCACACAGUUGCACUUGGCAAACUUUUCCUGGAAAAAUAUGGUUAUCAUAUCAGUUUAAAUCCCAAACGUGCCUGCUUAGCGUCGGCCUAUACGAAGCUUGCAGUUAGAUGUCCUAUCCGUGCACAAGAAGAGUGAUGAAAAUAUUCCCAGAAUGAACAUGUGAAGUCGCGGUCAGCCCACUUUUAAGAACGACAAACAUUUAAAUCUGUGACUGAAGACAGCAGCUAUCUCCUCCCUGCCAUUCGGAGUUCUUAUGUGCAAAAUUACCUCGUGGAGCUUAAGAUAUGAUAUGUAACCACUACAAACACAUAUUCAAACCCAUAUCCAGUUUCUUUCACACGUACUUUUUGGAAAAAAAAAACGGAGAUGUUUAAGCUGAGAGGAUCUAAAGCAGCCUCGGUGUCCGAGAUAAAACCAAUGAUCAGGGAUGGUAUUUAUACCGCCAAGAAGGAGUACGGAACAAGGAUUUCUCCCUGUGCUGCACUGAGAGACAGACAGAAAGAUGAGGCCGCGUUGUGAGAACGAAGAAAAAUGUUAAGUACGCUGAUAAACACUUUUAAAAAAUACUCAUGCGAUCUGGUCUUCACAUUUUGGGGGGGGGGGAAAUCAUUUAAUCUGUGACCCAGGUGAAAGCAGAUAUGAGCCAGGGACACUAAUAACAAGAGCUGAAUACCCUGCUAAUACACUAACAGGACCCCAGUGGCUGCUGGGUGAUAAGGCAAAGUGGUUGCUAAGUGAUCUGGUGCGUCUCAGUACUGCUGUGCUGCACCUGUGGCUCUGAGCCUUGGUCCUCUCUGACUUAAAAAAAAAAAAAAUAAUAAUAAUAAUAAUAAAAUACAGUGACAGUUUAAACAUCACCUGGGACUGAACAGAAUUAUGCAUUGCUAACGCUGUUAGAGAUAAACUAUUGCUCCGCUAUGAAAUUAGCCUUUUUAGUAGUAGGUCGAGCUGGUCUUGAUGUCACCGGAGCAAGGUCAAGGAACACAGCUUAUUUUUGCUGAUGCCCUUUGUGGUACUCCUACAGUGAUUAGAAAGCAUGCGUCGCAAUAAUACAUUCAGAGUGGGUUUGAGUGUACGUGUGUUUUCCACAGUCACUGGAGACUUUGCGAAGGUGCCAGCGUAAUGACUUAGCUGCAUCACAAUUAACCUCAUCUCUGGCAUUUUGCGGAUGCGUCUCCCAGCCAAGAAAAACAAUGAAAAGCACACACAGAGAUGUAAUGCCACGCUCCUUUUGAACCACAAAAGUUUGCUGUCUCCUCCACACGUCUGAAACUGUUAAUCUGUCUGGCUGCCUGUAUUUCUCCUCACUUUUUUUUAUCUCCCAACGUGUGAUGUUUCUUUACAGAGUCCAAGUUAUCGCAAAGGAAAAGACAAUAUGACUGAUGAUGCAAAAUAACAACUGUUGCUAAAAAACAGAGGUGUGAUAUUGCUGCUCUUUGGAAGCUAACAAAUUGAAAGAAGCUAGCUGCUGCUAGUUUAGCUUGCUAUAGGCUAAAUAAAACAUGUAAAUAGCUUUAUUGCUUUAUAUGCUUUUAAGGUCGAAGAAACAAAGAACGCUAAAAGUUAAGUUUCGAAAGCCUGGGAAUAAAAAGCUUUCAAGCUAGGAAAACUAGCUUCUCCCCAUGUCCUCCACUUGAAAGAAGCUAAUUGCCGUUAGUUGCAGAUAGCAUAGCUUGCUAAUACUAUUAGGAUUAUGAUUAAAACAAUGGCUUUUAGCUAUUAGCGCUCUGGCUAGCUAAUGCUAAGUCAGUGAGAAGGUAGUGCCAAAACCAUUGUGAAAAACUAAAAAGCACCGCAAUGAUUGAAACAAACGCUUUAAAGCUAACCAAUUAGGUCAAUUUCGCAUGUUUCGUACGUAAUGAAAGGAAAAACUAACUUCUCCCUGUGUCCUCCACUUGAAAGAAGUUAGCUGCAGCUAGUUUUACCAGUUGGGUGAAGGCUAAUUAUCAGAUUGUCACGCCAACUCAGUACUUUGUACCUCACUGUCUGCGUGGGCACUUGAAAUUCACACCUCUGGUGAACACUAAGGCUUUAAUUUGAAGAGAAUGUAAAAUUUUAAUUUUCAGGUUUUAUCUGAUCUUGCUGUGCUUUCUGUAAACAUUGUACAUAAAUAAGCUGUGAUGUUGGUCGAUUUGUUUUAUGAAAAUUCUGAAUAAAGUGCUUUUGAACUUUGA
Molecule: messenger RNA, 4753 nt
Organism: Mugil cephalus (flathead mullet)
Lineage: Eukaryota; Metazoa; Chordata; Actinopteri; Mugiliformes; Mugilidae
Gene: cerk
Product: ceramide kinase
Exons: 13
Coding region: 836-2542 (568 amino acids)
Molecular function (GO): kinase activity
Source: RefSeq, a predicted model, not a curated record